Molecule: messenger RNA, 588 nt
Organism: Brassica oleracea var. oleracea
Lineage: Eukaryota; Viridiplantae; Streptophyta; Magnoliopsida; Brassicales; Brassicaceae
Exons: 4
Coding region: 12-401 (129 amino acids)
Source: RefSeq, a predicted model, not a curated record
UUCGAAAGAACAUGAUGAAUGCUCUUGAACGGAUGGGGCUUCAAAACUAUUUCCAGGCUGUGGUUUCCGAGGAAGAUGGUAUGGAAUCUAUAGCUCAUAGGUUUCUUUCUGCUGCUGUGAAGUUGGAUAGAAAACCUUCCAAAUGUGUUGUGUUUGAGGAUGAUCCAAGGGGUAUAACAGCUGCUCAUAACUGUACUAUGAUGGCGAUUGGAUUAAUCGGUGCUCAUAGAGCGUAUGAUCUGGUUCAGGCUGAUCUUGCUGUUGGAAACUUUUACGAGCUAUCAGUGAUAAACCUCAGAAGGUUAUUUGCAAACAAAGGCUCUACAUUCAUGGAGCACGAGAAGCAAAUCAUAGAAAAAUCGCCGCCCAAAAGAAAGCUAACCAUUGAUACCAUAUUCUAAAGGCAUUGGAUCGUGGUAUAUAGUAGUUAGGUUUAGGUUCUUGUCGUUAUGGUUUUAUAUGUUUGACAUUAUAUGUUUAAAUACUAGAAGAAGAACCGUAUUGAUUGAGUUAAAUUCAUAGCUUAUUAUCGCUGUUUCUCUGGUAUAUAUGGAUUCUUCAAGAUCAAUGUUUAUAUCUCCUUGCGUU